CUGCGGGGGUCGGAUAGGAGAUGGAUAAGGAUGAGAUCCACCUGCGCAGGCUGCCGGCCGCAGCGCCCUGGGGACCACACGCAGACAGUGAGUUUCAUGGGGUGGAUUUUCUGCCAGAAGAUCUCAACGAGGCUCCGGAGGAGACAGGAAUGAGGGUGAACAAGAAAUACUCCUGUCUACCUGCUGAGGAGAAGGGGAUCCACAUUAUCAACAUCCGAGCUAUUGAGGAUAUAGGAUAUGACCAGCAUGAGAGUACAUUAUUAAAUUCCCUAUCCACAAAUCCAGAUGCUGACUGCAAAUACGGACUCUACUUCAGAGAUGGCAAGAGAAAAGUAGACUACAUCCUAGUUUAUCAUUACAAGAAGUCCUCAGCAGGGAGGACACUCGCCAGGAGAGUUCAUCACAAUGAUUCAAGUGCCCGAAGCACCAAGCAGGACCAGCCGCUUCCCGGGAAAGGAGUGCAGCUGGAAAUGGGGGAAGGCGAACCUCACAUGGAUUACCACGAAGACGACAAGAGGUUUCGCAGGGAGGAGUACGAAGGGAACCUUGUGGAGGCUGGUCUGGAACUGGAACGCGAUGAGGAUACUAAAAUCCAUGGGGUUGGAUUUGUAAAAAUACACGCACCGUGGCACGUAUUGUGUCGAGAGGCAGAAUUUCUUAAGCUCAAGAUGCCCACAAAAAAGAUGUAUCAGAUCAAUCAGACCCAUGGACUUCUGAAAAAGAUUAACUCUGUAAUUCAAAAAAUAACAGAGCCCAUCCAGCCAAAAGUAGCAGAACACAAACCCCAGACGGUGAAGCGCCUCUCCUACCCCUUCUCCAGAGAGAAACAGCACCUAUUUGAUUUGUCUGACAGAGAUUCCUUCUUUGACAGCAAAACGAGAAGCACUAUAGUUUAUGAAAUAUUGAAAAGAACGACAUGUACCAAAGCAAAAUAUAGCAUGGGGAUCACCAGUCUGCUUGCCAAUGGAGUUUACAGUGCUGCAUAUCCUUUGCAUGAUGGUGACUAUGAAGGUGAAAACGUUGAACCUAAUGACAGAAAACUCCUGUGUGAGGAGUGGGCGAGCUACGGAGUCUUUUAUAAAUAUCAGCCCAUUGACCUGGUGAGAAAAUACUUCGGAGAGAAGAUUGGACUAUAUUUUGCCUGGCUGGGAGUUUAUACACAGAUGCUUAUUCCAGCUUCAAUUGUAGGGAUUAUCGUUUUCCUAUAUGGCUGUGCAACUGUGGAUGAGAAUAUACCAAGCAUGGAAAUGUGUGACCAGAGAAACAAUAUCACCAUGUGUCCCUUAUGUGACAGAACAUGCAGUUACUGGAAGAUGAGCUCUGCUUGUGCGACUGCUCGUGCAAGUCAUCUGUUCGAUAACCCUGCGACUGUCUUCUUCUCAGUCUUCAUGGCUCUCUGGGCUGCCACCUUUAUGGAACACUGGAAGAGAAAACAGAUGCGUCUCAACUACAGGUGGGACCUGACUGGGUUUGAAGAGGAGGAGGAUCAUCCGAGAGCAGAAUAUGAAGCUAAAGUUUUAGAAAAAUCACUGAGAAAAGAACACAAACAUAAAGAGACAGAUAAAGAAAAGCUGACAUGGAAGGAUCGUUUUCCAGCCUAUUUAACCAAUUUUGUUGGCAUUAUCUUCAUGGUUGGGCUGACGUUCGCUAUAGUGUUUGGAGUCAUCAUAUACAGGAUCUCGACUGCAGCGGCGCUGGCAAUCAGUUCAACUCCCUCGGGCCGCUCAAGCGUUAGGGUCACCGUCACUGCCACCGCAGUCAUUAUCAAUUUGGUCGUCAUCAUCAUCCUGGAUGAAGUAUACGGCUGCAUCGCAAGGUGGCUAACUCAGAUCGAGGUGCCAAAAACUGACAAGAAUUUCGAAGAGUACGUCGCUUUCUUCAAGGGCCGAUUUGUUGGACGUCCAGGAGACUAUGUCUACAUUUUCCAUUCUUUCCGAAUGGAAGAGUGUGCUCCAGGCGGCUGCCUAAUGGAGUUGUGUAUCCAGCUCAGUAUCAUCAUGUUGGGCAAGCAGCUGAUUCAGAACAAUUUAUUUGAGAUUGGCAUCCCAAAAAUGAAGAAAUUUAUACGAUACAUGAAAUUAAAGCAACGGCGUUCUUUAGACCAUGAAGAGCACAUGAAAAAAAAGCAGCGUUAUGAAAUGGACUAUAACCUGGAGCCUUUCGCUGGCCUUACCCCUGAAUAUAUGGAAAUGAUUAUUCAGUUUGGAUUUGUAACUUUGUUUGUUGCAUCGUUCCCGCUUGCGCCUUUGUUUGCUUUGUUGAACAACAUCAUUGAAAUCCGUCUAGAUGCAAAAAAAUUUGUUACUGAGCUGAGGAGACCGGUAGCAGUCAGAGCAAAGGAUAUAGGAAUCUGGUACAAUAUCCUCAGAGGUAUUGGAAAGCUUGCUGUCAUCAUAAAUGCAUUUGUGAUCUCAUUCACAUCCGACUUCAUUCCACGCCUCGUGUACCUGUAUAUGUACAGUGAGAAUGGCACCAUGCAUGGCUUCGUGAACCAUACACUAUCCUCUUUUAAUGUCAGCGAUUUUCAAGCAGGAACAGCUCCAAACGACCCCAUGGAUCUUGGCUACGAGGUUCAGAUAUGCAGAUACAAAGAUUAUCGAGAACCCCCCUGGUCCGAAAACAAGUAUGACAUUUCAAAGGAUUUCUGGGCUGUCCUAGCAGCAAGAUUAGCAUUUGUGAUAGUUUUCCAGAACUUGGUCAUGUUUAUGAGUGACUUUGUUGACUGGAUUAUCCCAGACAUUCCCAAGGACAUUAGUCAGCAGAUUCAUAAAGAGAAAGUUCUCAUGGUGGAGGUCUUCAUGAGAGAAGAGCAAGGGAAGCUGCAAAUGCUGGAAACCUGGAAAGACAAGGACAAGAAAAAAGGUGAAAACUGUAACAAUCACAGCCCCAGACUCUCCAGGAGCCACAGUGGGAGCUUGUCCUCCUGCCAUUCGUACCCUCUUGAUGUAUAGAAGAGGAGGGAGUUGGGUAUGUCGGGGCAUUCCACUGAUACGCAAGCCAUCGCGUAAAGGGCAGGACUCGAUUAAUGGACAACCUGGUGCGUGUUGAAGGAUGUGCUGCCAUUUUGCUCCCAUCUUUGUGAGAAACGCCCUUCUUACAAAUAUGGAGGACCACGUUCUAUUUCUGAUAAUGUGUUUUUUUUUCUUUUGCACAAGCAGUAAUGCAGGGAAUUUUUAUAUUUCAUCGAUAGAUAACACUAUUGACGGUGUGCAUUAAUAAAUGCAGGUACUUAGUACGUCUUGGUAGAGAUAUUCUCUGAGAAUUUGACCUUAGCCUAUUAAUGAACUAACUAACUAAAGGUAAAUUUUAAGUAAUAAUAAUACUACUAAUUUAAAAUAUUUUUGGAACCCCAGGCUUGAAGGUCCGUGGGGUAACUAGAUAACGUAUAUGCAAAAUCAGCUGUAGAGUGUGCCCUGGUAUUCCUUUCGGCAGGAGAGAAACCACGUGAAGCCUGCCAGACUGACCUGCUUUCCAAGAUAGGGUUUAGCUCUGCUGGCAGACAUCUGUGUUUGAACCUGCAGGUCUGAAACAAGCAGAGCUCCCGCUGAGCUUUGGAGUCAGACAGGUGCGUGGGGCACUUGCGGCAAUCUGCUGUGUACCCGAGACCUUCACCGGGGCACUGCUCUCUUCAGAAACAUCAGAAAAGUGAAUCUGGAAAAGUUCUUUUUUACCAACGAACGACUGAUGUGGAUGAAGCUACCUCAGUGCCCCAGGCUGCUUCAGCUGUGUUUGCGCAGUCCCCCAGCGGCUCCUUGCUCAUGGCCAGGCAGCAGCAGCACAAUUUCGGAGAUCCUCCCAGCAGGUAGAUGAUCACAGAGCAUUUUGUUAAAUGCCCUGAAUUAACGAGCACACGUAGAGCUCCAGUGACUCACACUGCCCUGCCUAGUACUCGGACACUGUUGUUGCUGAGGAAAUUCCCUUUUUCCCGUUGUUUUAGCACAUCCCUUUCUUAGCCAGGUUUUUCUCUGUAGCCCUCUAUCCUCUGCAGGAGAAAGGAGUCCGCACCCGUUUUUCACAGCCAGUUGCUCCCGCAGACUUUCUGCUGUUGGAUGGCAGUUCCCAGAGGCUGUGCCGGAGGAGUAAAUCCAAAACAUGUCCCGCUUACUGUCUUCAGUGGAAGUUUUGCCUGCACUGGGGCUACAGGACCAGACCUUCAGUUAGUUACAGGACUUCUCUUUUGUCUUAAAAUACUCUAUCUUUUAUACAAGGAGCUUCCUUAAAAUAUAAGUCUAAAAUCCUUACUUACGAAGCCUAGCUAAAUCCCAUCAGUACGACUCUUUUUAAGCGUAGUACAUUUUAGUUUUGCUUUGUCAAACGAUAAACUGCACUUCCAAAUAAUAUUGGUGCAAUUAACCUCAUUUCUUUUAUUGCUUUGUCUUGUCCAUGGCACUUGCAUUACAAAUAUAAAACUGAAAAAUAAAAUAAAAAUGAAAGAUUUCUUUAAAGUCUAACUACUGUAUGGUUUGUUACAAAACCAAACAUCAAAAGACUGUUUUCAAGAGAGGUUAGUUAUUUCUUUUUUCCUUUUCUUUUUUCUUUGCCAAACUAAUUUAAAGAUUAAUGCUAGAACUUAAAAAAAAAUGCCAUAUUUAGCUUUUUAUAUAUUUAUUUGUUUUAAAGUAUGUGGUAAACUUGAUAU
Pygoscelis adeliae (Adelie penguin) is the source of this 4639-nucleotide messenger RNA. It is a transcript of the gene ANO1, whose product is annotated as anoctamin 1, calcium activated chloride channel. Gene Ontology annotation, cellular component: plasma membrane. Lineage: Eukaryota; Metazoa; Chordata; Aves; Sphenisciformes; Spheniscidae. Gene Ontology annotation, biological process: chloride transmembrane transport. Gene Ontology annotation, molecular function: protein dimerization activity; chloride channel activity. The record is from RefSeq and is a predicted model, not a curated record.